GAAUCUGAGUGUUUCCAUUUUCCAAAAGUAAAGUUAAUAAAAAAUCCUAAUUUUGUUUCCAAAAUAGCCCCAACGCCAUCAUCCUACUUUAAAAAUGGUUCCGUCCAUCGUGCUGAGCAAGAACCUUCUUAGACACGUGGCAUAAUCUUAGGUCUCCUUCUCUAGCCCUCACCUGCCCUAUCGCUUUUUCUGUAGUCUCCUUCUCACAAUUCCGGAACCUUCUUCUCCUCAUCUCAUCUCAUCUCGGAAGAUCCUCAGUAUGGCGUCACCAACAGCUCUGAUUUCUGAGACCCAGGCCUGGAAGGAUUUGAAGGGGCAUGUUGAAGAUAUUAACAAGACUCAUUUGCGUGAUUUGAUGAGUGAUGCACACAGAUGCGAGUCCAUGAUGUUGGAAUUUGAGGGGCUGCUGUUGGAUUAUUCUCGACAGCGUGCAACUGUGGAGACAAUGGACAAGCUUCUGAACUUGGCUAAGGCUGCACAUUUGUCAGAGAAGAUCAGCCGCAUGUUCAAUGGGGAGCAUAUUAACAGUACGGAGAACAGGUCAGUGCUUCAUGUUGCACUCCGUGCUCCAAAGGAUGCAGUUAUUAAGGCCGAUGGGAAGAAUGUGGUUCCUGAAGUGUGGAAUGUUUUAGACAAGAUCAAGGAUUUUUCUGAGAAAAUUCGCUCUGGUUCAUGGGUUGGAGCCACUGGCAAACCGCUGAAAGAUGUCAUUGCAAUUGGUAUUGGUGGUAGCUUCUUAGGUCCACUUUUUGUGCACACGGCUCUUCAAACAGAUCCUGAAGCUGCAGAGUGUGCCAAAGGACGUCAACUGCGUUUCCUUGCAAAUAUUGAUCCUGUUGAUGUUGCUAGAAAUAUCAAUGGACUAAAUCCAGAAACUACCCUAGUUGUGGUGGUCUCAAAAACGUUUACUACGGCUGAAACAAUGCUGAACGCUAGGACAUUGAGGAAUUGGAUUACAACUGCUCUUGGGGCUCCGGCUGUUGCAAAACACAUGGUUGCUGUCAGCACUAAUCUUGCGUUAGUGGAGAAGUUCGGCAUUGAUCCGAACAAUGCAUUUGCAUUUUGGGACUGGGUUGGUGGAAGGUACAGUGUUUGCAGUGCUGUUGGAGUCUUACCAUUGUCUCUACAGUAUGGCUUCUCUGUGGUUGAGAAGUUUUUAAAGGGAGCUUCAAGCAUUGAUCAGCAUUUCCAGUCCACACCGUUUGAGAAGAAUAUACCCGUGCUUUUAGGGUUAUUGAGUGUAUGGAAUGUAUCAUUUCUUGGAUAUCCUGCCAGGGCCAUCUUACCUUACUCCCAAGCCCUUGAGAAAUUUGCUCCGCAUAUUCAACAGGUUAGUAUGGAGAGUAAUGGAAAGGGAGUUUCAAUUGAUGGUCUACCUCUCCCGUUCGAGACUGGUGAGAUUGAUUUUGGUGAACCUGGAACAAAUGGCCAACACAGCUUUUACCAACUCAUUCACCAGGGACGCGUAAUCCCUUGUGAUUUCAUUGGCACUGUGAAGAGUCAGCAACCUGUGUACUUGGAGGGAGAGGUUGUCAGUAACCAUGACGAGCUUAUGUCCAACUUUUUUGCUCAGCCUGAUGCUCUUGCAUAUGGAAAAACACCUGAACAGCUGCAGAAAGAGAAUGUUUCAGAGAAUCUCAUUCCUCACAAGACAUUCUCCGGCAACCGACCUUCUCUUAGCCUUCUACUUCCGGAACUGAGUGCUUACAAUGUUGGCCAGUUGUUGGCGAUCUAUGAACACAGAGUGGCGGUUCAAGGCUUUGUGUGGGGUAUCAAUUCGUUUGACCAGUGGGGAGUUGAGCUAGGAAAAGUUCUGGCUACUCAGGUGAGGAAACAGCUUCAUUCGUCACGUACUCAGGGAGCUGCUCCCGAGGGAUUCAAUUACAGUACCACAACACUUUUGAAACGAUAUCUCGAGACAAGUCCCGAGCCGAAGAUGUGAAGUUGCAUCAGACGAACAAGUUUUUCUCCUUUCAAUCAAACGUGCAACGUCCCAGUUUUUUUUUUCUCUUUCUUCUGUUGUCCUAAUAAAUAUACUUUUGAUUGCUACUCUUUUGUUAUUAUCCUGAUAUAACAACAUAAACUCCAAACUCCCUAAAAUCAGAAUUCGGAGCAUUAUAUCGGAGAGCCUUUUUUUUAUAUUGCAGUAUAUGCAAAUAAUGACAUUUGAGAA
This is a messenger RNA of Brassica rapa (field mustard), 2173 nucleotides long. RefSeq names its product glucose-6-phosphate isomerase, cytosolic. NCBI's taxonomy places the organism in Eukaryota, Viridiplantae, Streptophyta, Magnoliopsida, Brassicales, Brassicaceae. The record is from RefSeq and is a predicted model, not a curated record. Gene Ontology annotation, cellular component: cytosol. Gene Ontology annotation, biological process: glycolytic process; glucose 6-phosphate metabolic process; gluconeogenesis. Gene Ontology annotation, molecular function: monosaccharide binding; carbohydrate derivative binding; glucose-6-phosphate isomerase activity.